Aspergillus heteromorphus CBS 117.55 is the source of this 1332-nucleotide messenger RNA. Its product is annotated as putative mitochondrial ADP,ATP carrier protein (Ant). The coding region runs from base 55 to 1002 and encodes 315 amino acids. Gene Ontology annotation, molecular function: ATP:ADP antiporter activity. Lineage: Eukaryota; Fungi; Ascomycota; Eurotiomycetes; Eurotiales; Aspergillaceae. The transcript has 5 exons. Gene Ontology annotation, biological process: mitochondrial ADP transmembrane transport; mitochondrial ATP transmembrane transport. The record is from RefSeq and is a predicted model, not a curated record. Gene Ontology annotation, cellular component: mitochondrial inner membrane.
CUCCCCAUCUCCUCUCUUUCAUUCUUUUAGUUUUCGUUCAUCACAGCCGCAAAAAUGGCCAAGGGUGACGUUAACCAGGCCGACAAGUCGGUCUUCGGCAUGCCCGGCUUCGUCGUCGACUUCCUGAUGGGUGGUGUCUCCGCCGCUGUCUCCAAGACUGCUGCUGCCCCCAUCGAGCGUAUCAAGCUCCUCAUCCAGAACCAGGAUGAGAUGCUCCGCGCCGGUCGUCUCGACCGCAAGUACAACGGUAUCGCCGACUGCUUCCGUCGUACCGCCGCCGCUGAGGGUGUCGUCUCCCUGUGGAGAGGUAACACUGCCAACGUCAUCCGUUACUUCCCCACCCAGGCUCUCAACUUUGCCUUCCGUGACACCUACAAGUCCAUGUUCUCCUACAAGAAGGACCGUGAUGGAUACGCCAAGUGGAUGAUGGGUAACCUUGCCUCCGGUGGUGCUGCUGGUGCCACUUCCCUCCUCUUCGUCUACUCCCUCGACUACGCCCGUACCCGUCUCGCCAACGACGCCAAGUCCGCCAAGGGCACUGGUGAGCGCCAGUUCAACGGUCUCGUUGACGUCUACAAGAAGACCCUCGCUUCCGACGGUAUUGCCGGUCUCUACCGUGGUUUCGGUCCCUCCGUCGCUGGUAUUGUUGUCUACCGUGGUCUGUACUUCGGCAUGUACGACUCCCUCAAGCCCGUUGUCCUCGUCGGCUCCCUCGAGGGUAACUUCCUUGCCUCCUUCCUGCUCGGCUGGACCGUCACCACCGGUGCCGGUAUCGCUUCUUACCCUCUGGACACCAUCCGUCGUCGUAUGAUGAUGACCUCCGGUGAGGCCGUCAAGUACAGCUCUUCCCUGGACGCUUUCCGCAAGAUCGUCGCCGCUGAGGGUACCAAGUCUCUCUUCAAGGGUGCCGGUGCUAACAUCCUCCGUGGUGUUGCCGGUGCUGGUGUCCUGUCUAUCUACGACCAGGUCCAGCUCAUCCUCUUCGGCAAGAAGUUCAAAUAGACUGUUUCUUAACAGUAUGACAUGAUAUCCGGGGAUGGGGUUGCUAGUGCCUGGUAUAACUAUCAGGUGCUGGAUGGUGCGGAGGAUGAUAGAAAUAUGCUUCAAGAGCGAUAUCGAUAAUCUUGAGCAUAGAAUCGUGUGAUAUUUCCUCUUGUACCAGUUGUACUUUACUGCCUGCAAGCUUAUUCCUUUUUUUUUUUCUCCACUGUACUUCCUUUAUCUUGGUAUCAAAAUCCAGUAUGUCGUGCCUUGGGUCUUCUAGCUCUUGUAGCUCUUGGUCCCGUAGACUCUCGUAAUGAAAACUCUGGCAGCGCCGGAAGUGGAUCCCAU